Messenger RNA from Boleophthalmus pectinirostris (great blue-spotted mudskipper), 758 nucleotides. RefSeq names its product valosin containing protein lysine (K) methyltransferase (gene vcpkmt). Gene Ontology annotation, molecular function: protein-lysine N-methyltransferase activity. The record is from RefSeq and is a predicted model, not a curated record. Gene Ontology annotation, biological process: peptidyl-lysine methylation. The coding region runs from base 19 to 690 and encodes 223 amino acids. Lineage: Eukaryota; Metazoa; Chordata; Actinopteri; Gobiiformes; Gobiidae. The transcript is spliced from 5 exons. Gene Ontology annotation, cellular component: cytoplasm; cytosol.
UUUCCGGUUGUAAUUAUCAUGGCGGAACACGAGAGUCCGAAGAAUUAUUUUAUCAGAAAACUUGAAAAAAAUGAUGGUUCUUGUUUGAAACUCAACCAGUGUUAUAUGGGAGACGUCGGUUGUGUAGUUUGGGAUGCAGCGAUCGUUCUAGCAAAGUAUUUAGAGACGAAACAAUUUAUUGAUUCAGCCAAAGAAAUGAAUGCAUGGGCAGGAAAGACGGUGGUGGAGUUAGGAGCUGGAACAGGAGCUGUUGGGCUGAUGGCUGCUACACUGGGGGCUCAUGUUUUUGUGAGCGAUUUGGAAGAACUGGUGACUCUUCUGAAUUUAAAUAUUCAAGAAAAUCUGGAUCUUGUCAACAAGGGCUCCAUAACCGCAAAGGUACUAAAAUGGGGUGAAGAUGUCUCUGACUUCAUGCCUCAUCCACAUUAUAUCCUCAUGGCAGACUGCAUCUAUUAUGAACAGUCUGUUGUUCCUUUGGUGGAAACACUGAAGCUGCUCGCUGGUCCAGAAACCUGUAUUAUUUGUUGUUAUGAACAAAGAACUGAAGGCAUAAACCCCAAAAUAGAGAAAAGAUUUUUUGAGUUGCUGAAACAGAGCUUUUCCAGUGAGGAAAUACCUUUAGACCAACAAGAUCCAGAUUUUAGCUGUCCAGAAAUCCACAUAUUGCAUAUCAGAAAAAAGCUUGAAUGAUUUUGUACUUGUGUUUUAUUGUAGUUCAUUAUGUCUGUGAGAAUAUAGUAAACUUUUACUGACAGUGA